AUGCCUACGCCCACCCUCCCAAACAGGCUCUUCCUCUCCCUCCUCUCCCUCCUCGCACUCUACACAGCUUACUACAUCGGCACUCUCCGCCCUACACCUCUUCCCCAUGCACCAGAGUACGCCUCCACUCACCCCAACGCCGCCCGCAUACCCUUCUACGUCCCUCCUUCCCUUAUCCCUUCCUCUCCCUUACCACCUUCUUCCUCCCUCCCUCCCUGCCCCGAUCUAGCACUCAACACCAGCGCCUUCCCUAAACCGGAAAAGGGCAACCUCGUACCCCCUCUUGUGCAUACCAUCUACCAUCUCUCGGGCGACCACCCCCCGGAACUACCGUACUUCCACUACCUCGCUCUCCGAUCUGUGCUCCUCUCUCUCCGACCCAAACACAUGCUGCUGCACCACCACCACGCAUCUGCUCCACACGGGCCGUACUGGGACCUCCUAGCACCGCAUAUCACCCUCUCCCCUCUAACCCCACCACAAGAAGUGUACGGCCAUCCACUCGCCCAUUUCGCACACAAGGCCGACGUUCUCCGUCUCCAGCUGCUCAUAGCCUAUGGAGGGGUAUACGUCGACAUCGAUACCUACGUUCUGCGCUCCUUUGACCGCGCGGGAUUAUACACCCAAGACGUCGUGCUGGGGAUGGAGAUGAGCCCGGAUAGCAGGCGUACAUCACUCGAGCCCGGAGGACUGUGUAACGCCGUGAUCGUAGCGAGGAGCGAUGCACCAUUUCUGAAGCGGUGGUUAAAGAGCUACGAGACCUUUGACGGUAGUGUCUGGGCAGGACACAGUGUGGCCAAAUCAUGGGAAUUGGCACUCCUCCACCCAAGGGAACUCACGGUCCUCUCACACCGAGCGAUGUUUUACCCUCUAUGGCGAGAGGAGGACAUCGACUGGGUACAUAAACCUUCGAAAGCAGGAGCGGAGGGUGGUUGGGAGUUCUUCAAGAGUGGGCAGUUGACUUAUCAUGCGUGGGAGUCGUUGGCUAUGCAGUACCUUGGUCCCAUGACGCCUUCCUCGGUGCUGAAAGGCGAGACGAGCUUCACGAGGAUGGCGCGGGCGUUCGUAGGGCCCGAAGACGGAGCAGUAGAGAAGUUGCUCAAGGAGAGGGAGGGGAGGGGAGGGUAG
Messenger RNA from Dacryopinax primogenitus, 1128 nucleotides. RefSeq lists its product as uncharacterized. Lineage: Eukaryota; Fungi; Basidiomycota; Dacrymycetes; Dacrymycetales; Dacrymycetaceae. The record is from RefSeq and is a predicted model, not a curated record. Bases 1 to 1128 code for a protein of 375 amino acids. The transcript is spliced from 3 exons.